Arabidopsis thaliana (thale cress) is the source of this 2135-nucleotide messenger RNA. It is a transcript of the gene PAT1, whose product is annotated as GRAS family transcription factor. The coding region runs from base 421 to 1893 and encodes 490 amino acids. The record is from RefSeq and is marked reviewed. The transcript has 3 exons. NCBI's taxonomy places the organism in Eukaryota, Viridiplantae, Streptophyta, Magnoliopsida, Brassicales, Brassicaceae. Gene Ontology annotation, cellular component: cytoplasm.
UCACACGCCGGUUUAAGAUUCUGUUUCUUUUUUUUUUUUCUCUGUGAUAAGAGUGAGACUUCUGUUUUGUCUUUCGAGCCAUUCCCAUGUGCCUUGUCUCCGACAACUUUCUCUCUUCCCUUCUCUCUUCCUCUGGUUCACAUGGAACUUCAAUAACAUUCACUACUUUAAGGUUUCUCAUCUCCGAAAAAGUCAGGUGGGUACUACUAAAUUUGGAUUUUCGUUCACUUAGAACAGUUCUGUUUGAUCUUUGAUUCCUCAAGUUAUAACUUUUGUUUUUCUUUUAUAUCUUAUGACAUGAUAAUAUUAGGUCUUAAAUCAUCCUCUUCUUUUGAUCCUGUUGGAAAAUUCUUUGAUUUGGUGGUUAUGUUGCUUAGAUAACCUAAAAAGUUAUUGUGCAGAUCAUUGAAGUGACUAGAAAUGUACAAGCAGCCUAGACAAGAGCUUGAGGCUUAUUAUUUUGAGCCUAACUCUGUUGAGAAGCUUAGGUACUUACCGGUUAACAACUCUCGUAAACGGUUUUGUACGCUCGAGCCAUUUCCUGACUCUCCUCCUUAUAAUGCUCUAUCUACUGCUACAUAUGAUGAUACAUGUGGCUCUUGUGUAACGGAUGAGUUGAAUGACUUCAAACACAAGAUUAGGGAAAUCGAAACGGUGAUGAUGGGGCCGGACUCGUUGGACUUACUUGUCGAUUGCACGGACUCAUUUGAUUCCACGGCGAGUCAAGAGAUUAAUGGUUGGAGAUCAACUCUAGAGGCUAUCUCGAGGCGGGAUUUAAGAGCUGAUCUUGUUUCAUGUGCCAAAGCUAUGUCGGAAAAUGAUCUUAUGAUGGCUCAUUCAAUGAUGGAGAAGUUGCGGCAGAUGGUUUCGGUUUCUGGUGAGCCUAUUCAACGGUUGGGAGCUUACUUAUUGGAAGGUCUAGUGGCGCAGCUAGCUUCGUCGGGCAGUUCUAUAUACAAAGCACUUAAUAGGUGUCCUGAACCGGCUAGCACAGAGCUUCUCUCUUACAUGCACAUUCUCUAUGAGGUUUGUCCUUACUUCAAGUUUGGAUACAUGUCAGCAAAUGGUGCUAUUGCUGAGGCAAUGAAGGAAGAAAACAGAGUUCACAUUAUUGAUUUCCAAAUCGGUCAAGGGAGUCAAUGGGUCACUCUUAUCCAGGCUUUUGCAGCUAGGCCUGGUGGGCCUCCGCGGAUUCGGAUAACGGGUAUCGAUGAUAUGACUUCAGCGUAUGCUCGUGGAGGUGGCCUAAGCAUUGUUGGAAAUAGACUCGCUAAGCUUGCUAAGCAGUUCAACGUUCCAUUCGAGUUUAACUCGGUAUCGGUGUCAGUUUCCGAGGUUAAACCUAAAAACCUCGGGGUUCGACCUGGGGAAGCUCUAGCCGUAAACUUUGCCUUUGUGCUUCAUCAUAUGCCAGACGAAAGCGUGAGCACCGAGAAUCACCGCGACCGGUUAUUGAGAAUGGUGAAGAGCUUAUCUCCCAAGGUGGUGACUCUUGUGGAACAAGAGUCAAACACAAACACAGCCGCUUUCUUCCCGAGGUUCAUGGAGACAAUGAACUACUAUGCCGCGAUGUUUGAGUCAAUUGAUGUGACUCUACCAAGAGAUCACAAACAGAGGAUUAAUGUGGAGCAACAUUGUCUAGCAAGAGAUGUCGUGAACAUCAUCGCAUGUGAAGGAGCUGAUCGGGUGGAGCGACACGAGCUCCUAGGAAAAUGGAGGUCACGGUUUGGGAUGGCGGGUUUCACUCCUUACCCGUUGAGUCCCUUGGUGAAUUCAACCAUUAAAAGUCUGCUUAGGAACUACUCAGACAAGUACAGGCUAGAAGAAAGAGAUGGAGCUUUGUAUCUUGGUUGGAUGCAUCGAGAUUUGGUUGCCUCGUGUGCUUGGAAAUGAGACAGUGACAUUUCUCUAGUGUGAUGGCAAUUAAUGUGUUUCUACUUGUAUGCAAUUUAGUCGCUCAUUUGAAUCUUCAAAACAUUUGAAGAAUCUUAUGUUUACUACUAGAGACCAAGAGUGUGCACAAUUGCUCAAAUGUCAAAGUCAACUCUUUCCUCAAUCAAAAUUUAAGUAUGUAGUUCACACGAAUGGAUCUUUGUAAUAAUGUAAUAUAUGAAAUCAAUCUAGUUUCAAUAAAA